AUGGGCCCGCAGGAGGCUGACGCUCUGGGCAUCCGCACUGGCACCCUACCUGCCUGCAAGGAGCCUUCCCUCCAGAGAGAGGCACCUGACACGCGUGGAUUUCAGAGAAACACCCGCCGUGCCCGGGGGAACCCUGAGAAGCCCUUGUCCAGCCGGGCCAGGGGGGAUCCCUGUCUAGGUGGAGAACCCUCACAGCGCCCCACUGUCCUCACCAGACGCCGGAGGACCAGAGAGAAACGCCUUGAGUGCGGUGCGGUCGGGCAGCUGGGCGGCCCCGAGGAGGAGACCCGCAGCCAGGAAGCCUUCCUGGACUGUCUCCACUGCGGCCGGGCCUUCGUCCGAGAAGCGCACCUCGCCCAGCACCUCCAGGACCACGAGGCCACCUGCGCUCUGUCCCCCGAGCGGCCAGGAGCCCCCAAGGUGUACUGCGUCCGCUACGUGCCACAGCACAGGUACGUGAGCGAGAGGGCCAAUCAGUGCUGCGACUGCGGCAAGACCUUCCGACGGAGCUCCCACCUCAGCCAGCACUACCGCGUCCACGCGCAGGACAGGCCCUUCCAGUGCCAGCUGUGCGGCCGCUGCUUCAGCCAGGCCUCCUACCUCACGCUGCACUACCAGCUUCACUCCCAGGAGAAGCGGUGA
This is a messenger RNA of Elephantulus edwardii (Cape elephant shrew), 642 nucleotides long. It is a transcript of the gene ZIM2, whose product is annotated as zinc finger, imprinted 2. Gene Ontology annotation, molecular function: RNA polymerase II cis-regulatory region sequence-specific DNA binding; DNA-binding transcription factor activity, RNA polymerase II-specific. The transcript has a single exon. Lineage: Eukaryota; Metazoa; Chordata; Mammalia; Macroscelidea; Macroscelididae. The record is from RefSeq and is a predicted model, not a curated record. The coding region runs from base 1 to 642 and encodes 213 amino acids. Gene Ontology annotation, biological process: regulation of transcription by RNA polymerase II.